AUAAAACUAGAUUACCUAGAUAAAGGUGUUUUUAUUGAUAAUGACUAAUUUUUUAUCGCUGUUGUUUCUUACCAUACAUGAGCAUACUGUGUACAAACGAGCCACUGAUGUCUCCAGUGCUGAAUACAUUUACAAUAGGCACAGACAAACCUUCAAAUCUGAGGCUACCUACUACGGCGAGUAUUCCGAGGGUGGCGCAUGCGCUUUAGAUCCACUCUCCCCAAUGUCUUCUCAGCCUGGUUGGAUAAGAGUGGCUGCAGGUUCAGAUGACUUUCAAAAAUCUCUCGGCUGUGGAAUGUGCGUGGAAAUUACAGGUUCAGGAAAAGGAAGUGGAUCUGAUCCCGUCACUGGAGUUACCAAAGCCAUUGUUCAUGAUCUGUGCGGAGGCUGUGGCAAAGGUGGUUAUGAUCUGUUUAUCCCUGGUGACGGUAGAUGGGAUAUCGAAACAAAAGCUAUUGACUGUCCAACUGUCCCGGGCAAGGAUGGGAAUAUCAUGUUCAGAUUUACUGGAAGCAACCCGUGGUAUGUCAAAUUGCAAGCGCGAAACAUCAAAGUUCCGGUAGCUGGUAUGGAAAUCCUUAAAAAUGGAAAGUAUUCUUGUCUCAAGAGGACUGGUGACAAUUACUUUAUCGGUGAUGGUCUGGGUAAAGUUGACUUUCCCAUGACUGUACGAGUGACCGCGGUGACAGGAGAACAG
This is a messenger RNA of Orbicella faveolata, 697 nucleotides long. RefSeq lists its product as uncharacterized. Gene Ontology annotation, molecular function: chitin binding. Lineage: Eukaryota; Metazoa; Cnidaria; Anthozoa; Scleractinia; Merulinidae. Gene Ontology annotation, cellular component: extracellular region. The record is from RefSeq and is a predicted model, not a curated record.